UGGGUGGUGAACAAAUAAGUUCAAUAGGACGAGGUCUCUGUGUGCUGCUGGGCAUUUCUUUGGAAGACACGCAAAGAGAACUGGAGCACAUGGUUCGAAAGAUCUUGAACUUGCGAGUAUUUGAAGAUGAAAGUGGGAAGCACUGGUCCAAAAGUGUGAUGGAUAAACAGUAUGAAGUGUUGUGUGUGAGCCAAUUUACUCUGCAGUGCAUCCUGAAAGGAAACAAGCCCGACUACCAUAUGGCAAUGCCUACAGAGCAGGCAGAGUGUUUUUAUAACAACUUCCUAGAGCAGCUAAGAAAAGCCUACAAACCAGAGCUUAUUAAAGAUGGCAAGUUUGGUGCCUACAUGCAGGUACACAUCCAGAAUGAUGGUCCUGUAACAAUAGAACUGGAGUCCCCGGCUGCCACUGUCGACCCUAAACAGCUGACAAAACUUGAAAAACAGCAACAAAGAAAAGAGAAGACCAGAACCAAGGUUCCCUCUGAGUCAAGUAGAGAAAGAAAUGCCCCCCGUAACAAGGAUGACCCCAGCGCAAGCAGUGGAGCAGAAGGAGAUGUGUCUUCAGAAAGAGAGCCUUAGCUCAUCCAGAGCAGGCCUCAGUUUCUCGUACAAAAGCUACACUGCAUUCUUGAAGAGAGACCCAACAGACAUUCACCUCAGCACCACUCUUCAACAGCUUUGGAAAAGAAUGGAAAAUGGGAAAACAGCUAAGACAUUAGAGACCUGUAUCGUUCGAUAUUGAAACAACCAAAGCAAUGCUAUCAGAUUCAGUUGUUAAUGUGUAGUAUCAGUAGUGAGAAGGACUUGUAACAUUUUUGUGUAUGUGUUUUCACAUGACUGCUGAAUAAAGGGUGACUGUAGGCAGAUUGUAGCAGAACAUUCACUUUCAGUACAUAAGCUCCAUUUCGAAUAUAAAUCAGGGUUUUUCCUUAAACUUACACUUGAAUUCUGAAAGCUAUCCAAGCAGGCUUGUAUUUUGAUUCUCACUCUGUGGUGUCAUGUGCUACCUGUUUCCAUGGCAGCAUGUAGAUCUCUGUAUAUUUUGGUACAUCGUUCAGCUGCUCUGUAUCACCAAGUUAGGCAGUCCAGUCUUUCUGCAUGAGUUAAGUUAUUAAAAGGAAAGAUCAGCCGCUCGUUGUUUAACAUGUGGAACACAUCUGUCUUGUAAACUUUUUUAAAAACAGAAAAGACUUUAUUAAACAAAUGAUGCUAGCUGA
Molecule: messenger RNA, 1219 nt
Organism: Tauraco erythrolophus (red-crested turaco)
Lineage: Eukaryota; Metazoa; Chordata; Aves; Musophagiformes; Musophagidae
Source: RefSeq, a predicted model, not a curated record